Callorhinchus milii (elephant shark) is the source of this 3790-nucleotide messenger RNA. RefSeq names its product zinc finger and BTB domain-containing protein 46. Gene Ontology annotation, biological process: regulation of transcription by RNA polymerase II. Lineage: Eukaryota; Metazoa; Chordata; Chondrichthyes; Chimaeriformes; Callorhinchidae. The record is from RefSeq and is a predicted model, not a curated record. The transcript has 6 exons. Gene Ontology annotation, molecular function: RNA polymerase II cis-regulatory region sequence-specific DNA binding; DNA-binding transcription factor activity, RNA polymerase II-specific; protein binding. The coding region runs from base 132 to 2069 and encodes 645 amino acids.
GCCAGCCCGAGCGGUGAGGUGAGGGCUGGUCUGUGCUGGGUUGGUGAGCUGAGGCCUGUGAAAGGUAGGAGGCCUCUUCAUUACAAAGCCCUGGGAGAUCGGGAGUGUGCAGGAACAUUCCUGGGCAGAGAAUGGGGAGGAGCUGGCUCUACGUUGAUGAAGGGGAGGGACAGCGAGAGAAAGAAAGACAGAUCGAGGAGCAGCAACAUUUUUUGUCAAUGAACAACCGGAAGGACAACAUGGAGAUCACCUCUCACUACCGCCACUUACUGCGGGAGUUGAACGAACAGAGGCAACAUGGCAUUCUUUGUGACGUCUGCAUCAUAGUGGAGGGGAAGAUCUUUAAAGCGCACAAAAAUGUUCUGCUUGGCAGCAGCCGCUACUUUAAGACUUUGUACUGCCAGGUACAGAAGAUGUCCUCAGACCAGGCCACUGUGACUCACUUGGACAUAGUCACAGCACAAGGUUUCAAAGUCAUCAUAGAUUUUAUGUAUUCAGCACAUCUUGCACUAAGCAGCAAGAACGUCAUCGAGGUCAUGUCAGCUGCGAGCUACUUGCAGAUGACAGACAUCGUUCAGGCUUGUCACAGUUUUAUCAAGGCAGCUUUGGACAUCAGCAUAAAGACUGAGUCAACAGAUGAUAUUGUGGAAUUUGAUAUGGGAGCUCCUUCAAGCAGCAGCAAUGAUGUGAUGGCUCCAGUGGCAGUGGGCAGGAGUAGCUCCCCCUGGUUGGAAAGACGACGAACAAGCCCAGCAAACUCCUCCGGAGACUCUGCCAUUGCAAGUUGUCAUGACGGCGGAAGCAGCUACAGCAAAGAGGAGCACGAGCAGAAAACUGACAGCCACGACGAUAUCUCAUCGCAGUCCCUCUGGUCGAGCGAUAUCGGUUACAGUUCCUUUAGAAUCAAAGAGGAGCAAAUCUCCCCUUCCCAUUAUGGAGGUGCUGAACUGAGAGAGUCUCCCCUCAGCAAGAACAUUUCUUCCUCACAGAACGCUUUUUCCGAACAGGCCCCCAGUGAGGUGUGGCAGCUCCCUGGCCGGAAAAAGAACCGUAAAAAUAAACAAACUGUGCGUCAUAUUACACAGCAUGUUGAAGAAGACAGCAGAGCUAACUCUCCAAUGCCCUCGAUCCUAUCUGUUACCGGGUGGCCAUACAACAGCCGUGAUGAGACAUGUGCAGAUGUCAUUGAACCCAGCAGCUCAGAUAGUCGAGGCGACAGAGCAGAUUUCUGUCAGAAUCCAGAGGAGCCCCUGGCUGGUGAAGAGUCCAGUUUUCUCUCUCAGCCUGUCACCUCAAUAAAAGAAGAACAGCAGGCAUCGACAGUGGCCAGUCUGAGAGCUGCCCUUCUCAGCAAACAUGGCCUCAUAUCUGUCAAACAUGAUCCACAAGGAGGAGAAGAUAAUCCUAUUAUUUUUGAGUACUUGCCCCAAGGUACACAUUGUAUUUUUAAGGAUUUUAACCUUAAUGAAUUUACCGUGAUCAGGAAGAAAUUCAAGUGUCCAUACUGUAGCUUCUCGGCUAUGCAUCAGUGUAUCCUGAAGAGGCACAUGCGUUCACACACUGGGGAAAGACCGUACCCCUGUGAAAUCUGUGGGAAGAAGUUUACCCGACGAGAACAUAUGAAAAGACACACGCUGGUGCACAGCAAAGACAAAAAGUACGUGUGCAAGGUGUGCAACAGAGUCUUCAUGUCGGCGGCCAGUGUGGGGAUCAAGCACGGCUCCAGGCGCCACGGAAUAUGCGCGGAUUGCUCUGGCGGAAGUCUGAUGUCUCAGCUGGAUCACGAUGGCGUAGACGUGUCUCCUGACGGGAUAUUCUCCGGGGAACAUCAGUACCCCGAAGAUCAAGAGGACGGCGAGAGGGAGAUCGACGAAGACAUGGCUGACGGGGACGAGGAGAUGAAGUGGAAGGACGAGGAUGGAGUGCCGCAGGCCGACAUCAUUUUGGACGACGAUAAGGAGGAGGAAGAAGAGGAGGAGGAGGUGAUCGAUUUGCAACAAGACCAAGAGAACCAAGAAAUUCCCGAAGCUGACGACAAGGAUUUUGGGUGGAUUUCACAGGAAAUGUAGCGCGCCUCUGGGUUCAUUUUAUGUUCUAAAGUGCAGCGGUGCACAAUAGUUCAUUAGAGUGCUAGCUGUUUUACUAAAUGUACAUGUUAAAUUGUAGUCGGGCAGUUUUACAAGAACAUUAUAUUUACAAAGAAUACUAUUCGGGAAAAAAAAAGUGUACACCACAGUGAUUUUUCAGGUUAAUUGUCCACUUGUGAAUUUAGGGUUAGAUGUUGUUGUUAAAAAUCCAGGGGGGCAUUGUGCCAGUGGUUAUCUGCACCUUUCUUUAUUAAAUUUCAUAAUAUUUUUAAAGAAUUUUGGUAAUUUGACAUUCUCAGUGGUUUUAUGAGCUUCAUAUUGCUGUCCCUAAACAAUGAUUAUCCAAUGUGUCCCAAGUGAAUAGCAGGAUCCAAAGCACAUUUACGUUGAGGGGGAAUUAACUUUACGAGAGAGAGAGGGAGGGAUAGCGAAUCUUGCUCUUUGAGUGAAAAUGUUUUACUGUUUCAUUGAUAACUGUUCAAAGUUUUCGUUCCCCUUUCCUGCAGCCCAAAAUGCAUUUGUGGUGAUCUUAAUGUAAUACCCGAUCUCACCAUUUUGCGUGUUUAGUAGUUAGACCUCACAGGAACGCAAGAUGUACAUUCCCCCCACCAUCCUCCCACCACCCCCACACUCCCACCCUCCCCACCCCCCCCACAAAAAAAAAAGCAUCUCUACUUUGCAAACAAAUGAGACAUUCCUUCAGUCAGUAACAUCUCUAUGUGCACACAAACUCCUACCAUAGAUUUAGUUAUCUGAGCUCGUGGAUUUGAGGAAACGUUUUGAGAUGGGGAUUUCUUUGCUAUGGCGGGUUUGCCAUGUCAUGUUGUGCUGCAUAAUAUGCUCCUUUAACAUUUUCAAUGUUUAUUUUUGGCCUUCUUGUGGGAGAUUGAAUUCUGGCUGCGUCUACAAGCCAUGAAGCUUUCACAAAGUUUAAAAAAAAAUUGUGCCAGAUUUCUAUGCUCUUUUAGGCAAAGUAAGGAAUUAAGUUAUUUGUUGCAUUGACAAAAAGGUAGCACAUGCUUUUUUUUUAGUUCUAAUAUACACUAAAUACUGAAUAUAUACCAAAUUAUAUGUUUUAAUAGAAUUUACUUUGGAUACUUUAAGUGCUGAUGAUUUUGUUUUUAUUUAGAAACUGCAAAAAAACUGGAAUUGUUCACUAUAUUUCAGAAAAUCAAAUCUUAAGUUUUGGCUUGUUAGUGGUAAUAUGUGCAAAUCCCUUAAUAAAUUAAGCCAUAAUUAUGGUUCCUUUUUAGAAUUCUAUAUUGUCGUAUUUCAAUUUCUGCCUUUUACAUUAGGAGUUUUGCCUGAUGAAAGUUUUUUGAGUGCUGUGUGAGUAUGCUCUCAUAUUAUUUAUUUUUUCAACAUGCUUUUGGCUGGAUUUGUUAAAAAGAGAGUGCUUAAAGCUGUUGAAAUCCUCUUUGCUUGGAAUAUUAUUCUAUAUGAUACUGACUUUGUAAUUAUAAACCUGUGUUUGUAUUCAAGAUGUGUUUAAUAUUCAAAGAGUUAGUUAUGAGUAGUGGGAGAAAAUGACCGUACAUUGUACUGAUUUCUGUAAAUGUAGUAAUUACAUUUUCUAGGUGAUCAUGCUUUCUGUAUCUUAGGCAUGUCAAAGGCCUGCCUAAAAUUUCAUGUGCUGGGAAUAGCUUGGAUAUACUCGCGCCCAAAUCAAUCUUCAAUAAAUUGGAAAUUGCUGCCAAGGCAAA